AAAUUUUAAUCAUUUAUCGUAAACACUUCGAACAUUUAUGGUAAUUAAUUUAAACAGCAGUUAAACCGAUACCUGUGAACAAGCUUGCAAUCGUGCGUAUUAUAAAAUAAAAGGCUUAACCUCCAAGUAUAGAAAAUGAAAGAUAAAUCCGACCGUGGCAGACCUCAUGUACUGAAAGAUUGCGAGUGUAGAUACUGCUCAAAAACUUUUCCACGUAAAUCAAAUUUGAAAAAGCACAUGAAAAAACACUUGGAUAUAAGGCCUUUUCGAUGUAGUGUAUGCGUUAAAAGAUUUAAAUAUAAAAAAAGUUUGGUUCAUCAUGAGAAAUUGCAUACAAGAGAAAAAAAGUUUCAGUGUGAAUUUUGUACUCGAUCUUUUAACAACAUUGCAAACUUUAAUAGACACAAAGCAGUUCACGAGUCUGGAGCAUCUUUCUUUUACUGCGAUACAUGUCAAAGAAAAUUUACGGAUAAACACAAACAUGAAUUGCACAGGAAAUCUUAUCUGAUAGAAGCACGUGACCGAAACAAACAUGUAAAGAAAGAAGAAACACCAGCAGGACCUUCUUCAGCUCAAGUUGUGUUUAACUUCCAUAAUUACUGUCUUUCACCGACUCAAACUCCAAAUAAGAUAAAGAGAAAAUCAAAAACUUCCAAAACUGGCAGUUUGGAGAAAAAAGUAAAACAAGUAAAAUCUUCCUCAGCUCAUAUUCAGGAAGAAGUGAUGAUAGAAGCAGGACAAUCUUCAGCUCAUGUUCAGGAAGAAGCGACGAUAGAAGCAGGACAAUUUUCAGCUCAUGUUCAGGAAGAAGUGACGAUAGAAGCAGGACAAUCUUCAGCUCAUGUUCAGGAAGGUGACGAUAGAAGCAGGCUCAUGUUCAGGAAGAAGUGA
Messenger RNA from Centruroides sculpturatus (bark scorpion), 891 nucleotides. RefSeq names its product zinc finger protein 729-like. The record is from RefSeq and is a predicted model, not a curated record. The transcript has 2 exons. Gene Ontology annotation, cellular component: nucleus. Lineage: Eukaryota; Metazoa; Arthropoda; Arachnida; Scorpiones; Buthidae. The coding region runs from base 136 to 891 and encodes 251 amino acids.